AUGGCGCCUCUUACACUACUUGCCUUGUUUAGCGCCUCAUUUGUGUUCCUGAGCAAAGCACAGGAAGAUGAAGGGUCCAUUCCCGAAUCAAUAGAACUUACCGUCAAAUUCGAAUCGGAAGGCAUGUGCUUGGAGGAGAUCAAUGCUGCUCGUAGGAAGGCAGGAUUCUCCAAUUUCACACAGCCUGCCAGUGGAAGUGAAGCGGCUCUACCUUCCGAAGAAAACGUUCAACUUUGGUACCCUGUUUGCUUGGCAGCGACGCCGGGAGGAACAAUAGAUACUGGCAAAUUUCCCCCCGGAACUUUCGCCGUCGCUCCCCAGUCAUCCACCAAAGUGGACUGCGAUGAAACUGUGGAUCGCUGGAAGGCAGCUUACAAGAAUUUCGAUGGGCCUCCUCCCGGGAAGUUUGCCUCUUCGGAAGUGUACAACAAUCUAGACAACCUUUCGCUUGUAGCCAUGUACAACCCGUCGGCGGAUGCCAGUGCAGACUGCCGCGUUAUGACCUGCACGCAAACACCAAAGGCGACUGGCGAUCCGAAUGUGGCAGGGCAACAAAGUGGCGGUCAGGCUGGAGAAAAACAUGCCUACGCCUUGGUUUGCGGGACCAUGCCCAAUGCACUCCCAAUAAACGGCAGUGGCCCAUUCACAGAAGAACAAUGGGACCGCAUUGCUUUUUCGUUCAUUGGCUCUGCCACAGCAGUGGCGCCGAGCCUGCUAGCUUUUGCACUGGUGGCGCUUGGGAUGGCUGCAGCAGUAUGA
This is a messenger RNA of Eimeria necatrix, 759 nucleotides long. RefSeq names its product SAG family member. The record is from RefSeq and is a predicted model, not a curated record. The transcript has 4 exons. Bases 1 to 759 code for a protein of 252 amino acids. Lineage: Eukaryota; Apicomplexa; Conoidasida; Eucoccidiorida; Eimeriidae.